AUGGGAGAAUUUAAAGUCGUUGUGCUGGCAGGUACGGCAGGCACUGGGAAGUCAACAAUUGCAGGUGAACUGAUGUAUGAGUUUAAAGACACAUACCCGGAUUUGAAGUUCAUUGAAGGUGAUGAUUUGCAUCCCCCUGCUAAUGUGGAAAAGAUGACAAGAGGCAUACCCCUGAACGAUGAUGAUCGUUGGGAUUGGUUAAAAAAGGUUGCUGUAGAGUCCACGAAAGCUGCGGCAGGCACCAACGAACAUUUAUCAAUCGUGGCUUGUUCGAGCCUAAAGAAGAAGUACAGAGAUUUGAUUAGACACACUUGCCCUGAAUCGGAGUUCCAUUUUAUUUUUUUGUAUGCAAGUAAGAUUGAAGUCUUGAAGAGGCUUAAGACAAGGAAGGGGCAUUUUAUGAAAGCUGAUAUGAUGGAAUCGCAAUUCAGGGACCUAGAGUUGCCUAACGUUAAGGAAGAACCCGAUUGUGACAUUGUUCCCUUGGAUUCCAAAACAUUCUAUCAAAUUGAAAAGGACGUUAUACGCGUGGUGAAGAGGAAAGUUUUAGAAGUUGCGUGA
Messenger RNA from Saccharomyces kudriavzevii IFO 1802, 561 nucleotides. RefSeq names its product gluconokinase. Gene Ontology annotation, cellular component: cytoplasm. Gene Ontology annotation, molecular function: gluconokinase activity. Lineage: Eukaryota; Fungi; Ascomycota; Saccharomycetes; Saccharomycetales; Saccharomycetaceae. The coding region runs from base 1 to 561 and encodes 186 amino acids. The transcript has a single exon. The record is from RefSeq and is a predicted model, not a curated record.